UCGUGUCGGGUCUCUCGGAGGAGCAGCUGCGGCUUCCCCCGGGGUCUGUGCUGGGGGGGCCCGUCAUUGACCCCCCGUGCCCGGCUGGGGGGGCUUUCUCCAGCUGUGUCCAGCCCCUGGCUCUGCCCGCCCCCGCCCUGGCUGCAGAACGACGCUCACGUUUCGUUCCGGUUCAUCCCGUCCUCCCAUGGGACAGGGGAGCGACAUGGCCGCAGAGGAGCCAGCUGAGGGGCCGGUGACCUUCGAGGAGGUGGCUGUGUAUUUCACCAGGGAAGAGGGGGCUCUGCUGGACCCCGCUCAGAGAGUCCUCUACAGAGACGUCAUGCAGGAGACCUAUGAGAAUGUGACCUCGCUGGGGUUUCCAGUUUCCAAAUCUGAUGUGAUCUCGCAGCUGGAACGAGGGGAGGAGCCGUGGGUCCCAGACCUUCAUGGCUCUGAGAAAAAAGUGCUCCCGAGAGCUGCCUGCACAGAUGUUGGGAUGGUGAGUGAAAACGAGGAGGAACCCCGGCAGGAAGAUGCUGAGCGAGUAGAAGCACAUGGGAUGUUCUCAGGAAGGUCCAAAGGGAAUGAUUCUGGGAGCUGUGCAUGCCCAGAAAAAACAAAAGCCUGUGAGAGUCAGCAGAGGCCAGAGGAAAACUUCAGUAGCCAGUCAGACCUUAUUACACGUGAGAGAAUGGACUUGGAAGGAACACGCUACACAUGCCUCGAGUGUGGGAAAAGCUUCAAAGGGAGCUCUGACCUUCUCACACAUCAGAGAAUCCACACGGGUGAGAAACCUUACGCAUGCAGUGUGUGUGGGAAAUGCUUCAAGCGGAGCUCACACCUCAUUGCACAUAAGAGAAUCCACAUAGAUGAGAAACCUUAUGGCUGCCCUGAGUGUGGGAAACACUUCAAGCAGAGCUCACACCUUAUUACACAUCGGAAAAUCCACAUGGGUGAUAAACCUUAUGGCUGCCCUGAGUGUGGGAAACACUUCAUUGACAGUUCAUCCCUCCUCUCACAUCAGCGAAUCCACACAGAAGAGAGGCCCUACACAUGCUCUGAGUGUGGGAAAAGCUUCAGUUAUAGCUCAGCCCUUACUGCGCAUCAGCGAAUCCACAAGGGUGAGAAACCGUAUGGAUGCCCUGAGUGUGGGAAAUGGUUCAUUGAUAGCUCAGCCCUCAUCACACAUCAGCGAAUCCACACGGGAGACGCACCCUACACAUGCUCUGAGUGUGGGGAACGCUUCCGUUAUAGCUCAGCCCUUACCACACAUCAGAGAAUCCACACCGGUGAGAGACCCUACAUAUGCUCUGAGUGCGGGAAAAGCUUCAAUCAGAGCUCUACCCUAAUCACACAUCAGAGAACGCACACAGGAGAGACCCCCUACGUGUGCUCUGAGUGCGGGAAAAGCUUUAAUCAGAGCUCUGUACUGAGCACACAUAGAAGAAUCCACACGGGUGAGAAACCUUAUGGAUGCUCUGAGUGUGGGAAACGCUUCAAUCGGAGCUCAUACCUUAUCAUACAUCGGAGAAUCCAUACGGGUGAGAAACCUUAUGGAUGCCGUGAGUGUGGCAAACACUUCAGUCAAAGCUCAGCCCUUAUGACACAUCAGCGAAUCCACACAGGAGAGAGGCCCUACACAUGCUCUGAGUGUGGGAAAAGCUUCAAUCAGAACUCAACCCUUAUUAGACAUCAGAAAAUCCACAUGGGAGUGAUCUGUAACAAAUGCCUUGACUAGGGCUGGCCAAAGGUGGUUUUUUUUUUUUAAAUCACAUUUGCUAAUUCCCACUCAGUGAUCUGUGUCCCAUCUUCACCCUGGUUACUCAGCUCCCCCAGAUGAGUUGCCUGCUCCUGCCUUUUGCAGCUCCCCCUUCUUUGGGGUCAGUCCUGUGAUCUUUUCUAUCAACUCCUUUUCUUUUGAGUCGAAGGAGCGUGUGUCCCUCCAGCCAGGAAUGUUCAUCAGCUCUGGGUGGGGGAGAGAGGUUUGUUCCCAACAAGCUACACUGAGGCAAAAACUACCCGUGCCGUACAUCCACUAGGACUGCACAUGGCGUUGGCUGCUGAAGUCAGUGAUCUUGGUGUUAAAAGACAAUUACAGUUGUCGUGCAGAUGCAGCCGAGGUGCAGUGGUUGGCAUUAGCUUUCCCCUUGACCUGACCUAAACUCCAUCACUUUUCCUAGUCUAAACAAACCCUGAGCAUCCUGGUUAUACUGUUCCCCCAUUUCAAAGCAAGUGUGAGGCAUCAAGUUCCCCCACCAGGAACAUAUUGUUUCAUUCCCAGUUGUCACAGUUCAUCAGAGCGCUGUAGCUUCAGGUUUUCCUGAAGGCAGAUAUUUUUACUACCGUUUUCCUCCCUUAAAAUAUAUUGAAGUAUAGCAAAGAGCAGGAACAGGGAAGGGAUAGGGAAAAAUGUCUUUUCCCCUCUGUAACAACAGAAGAACAUCGGGUAAAUCAGAGGGAUUCUCCAUCGCCAUCCCAAUCCCCCUGUUGUUCAAUUGGUUAGGUCAAUAUUUCCCAAACGGGCUGGGAAGAGGAUUCCCUAGUAAAUGGUUUGGAACUAAGCAAAACACCCAUUCAUUUGCCUCCCAAAGCAGUUGUGGCCCAUGCCCUGCAGGAGGUUGCUCCUGAAGAUCUCCCCUUCCUAAUCAGGUGCAUGUUGCCUAUUAUUUGGGAAAUGCAAUCCCUUUCUAGGUAGAGAUGGGAAAAAUGGAAGUGACAUUUCUGUUCAACUCACUCCUGGGAGAUGCUGUAAAUGUGUAGGAAAUGAAAUCCAUAAGGAAUGUGAUGGAGCUGCAGAAAGAUGGAGCUGCUACCUAUUUUGAGUAGAUACCUGACAUUUGGUGUCUUAGAGGGUUUCUAAACCGCACCUGAAUUUAGUCCCUUAUUUAAAUCUGUGCCACCAGAUUAAAGAAACAAAAGGGCAUAUUUGGGGGAGUUAUACCUCACUAUCGCUACUGGUCUGUUGUGUGGUUGGUGAAGAAUUCUACCCCAGAGAAGUGUAAAAUUGCUACAACUCAGGUCAAAGAUUUGACAAGAACUCAGGUAGAAAUGACAGGUACGAGUGGUUGAUUUUCACCCCAGAGAUGGACGCUCUGGUGACCUGUGGCCGAGGUAAACUGUUUUUAGAACGCUGCUCCCUAGUGAAGUGGCGUUGCUCACACUUCUAAAGGAUGCCGUGAUGAAACUGGGAACAACUGUCUUUUACCAUUUGGAUCCAAAGUUUGGAUCCAGAGAGAAACAGCUGGUUCCUUCAGAGCCAUCCCAUGCCUAUGGGUCCCAAAGUGGCUGCCUUGCUGGACAAGAAGCACUUCCAUGUUGGUUAAAUGAUGGUAGCCAAUGAGGGAAUGUAACAGAUUCCAAGUUCAGACUGCAGGAUACAUGAAUGCUGAGUCCAGAGUCUGUGGUUUGGUCUCUUAGUUUUGCUCUUGAGUCUAAUGCCUUUGUCUCACUUCUCCGCCUCCUGCUACUCUGAAAGAUUAGAAAGUGUGAAAGUAGAGCACAGGUGGUUUUUCUCAUGAUGCAGCCUUCCCACAUAGUGUGAGACCCCUUCCACCCACACUUCUGGGAGAAGACCCAGGGAGAAAUGAACUCUCAGAAAUGGAAGGCUCCUAGGUUAUGGUAGAAUGUGACUUCACACAGAGCUCACUGGGUGAAAAUGGGAAUUAAGAGAAAACUGCCCUAAAGGUUUAUGGUUUGUAAUCUUUGAAUAAAUUGUUACCAGCAACAA
This is a messenger RNA of Chelonia mydas (Green sea turtle), 3709 nucleotides long. RefSeq names its product zinc finger protein OZF-like. Gene Ontology annotation, biological process: positive regulation of reciprocal meiotic recombination; regulation of DNA-templated transcription. Gene Ontology annotation, molecular function: recombination hotspot binding; histone H3K4 methyltransferase activity; histone H3K36 methyltransferase activity. The transcript has 5 exons. The record is from RefSeq and is a predicted model, not a curated record. Gene Ontology annotation, cellular component: nucleus. Lineage: Eukaryota; Metazoa; Chordata; Testudines; Cheloniidae. The coding region runs from base 188 to 1720 and encodes 510 amino acids.